CAAAUACAACUAUUAUUAUUAUGAACAUUUGUGUGCUGUUUGCGCUGCUGUUGUUGCUUGCCCCCGGCGGCUGCCCCAUCUACAGCAUAGAUUUAUCCACACUGGAGGUGCCUAACGAUUUUCAAAAUGAGUUAACGCUACAAUCGAUGCUCAGCUCCGAGUUGCACCAGUAUCGCAAUAAACUAAACGAGGAAUCACAGCGGCAAACUCAGCAAAGUGACAUUGAGGAACGCAUCAAGGCCACUUACGCCGCAACAGAUCCAAAGCAUAAGAUCAGCACUAGCUUGGGAACAGCACCAACCAAACUAACACGAAGAGCCAGCGACUCUCUGACAUUUAUGGGCACCAAUUUGUUUGGCAAUUACCUGAAAAAUUGUUUCUCAGCGGAGGACAUAGCGCUCAUCUCAGCACGCCGCGACUUUGAGGCACUGCUGCCCAAAUCAUAUCCCAUCACGCUGCUCAAUGAUCGCAUUGUCUAUGCCAUAAUGAAGUACUUCAAUACAGUGAACCAAAUUGUGUUGCGCAAGUCACAUCCAGACACAAAGCCUUUGCUGCAGCGCGCUUUCUACGAUGCCUUCGGUAGUUAUCUGCACUAUUAUUUGCUGCCUGUGGCGCAAGUGUCCUACUAUGCGGGGAAGAUAAAGCUCUGCACAGUGGAGCGUCUGGUGAAGCUCUAUCGGCAGUGUAAGCUGCUCUUGAACACUAAUGGCAACAACUGGAAGACGCCGUCACAGAAUAUACUCAGCCAGUUGCAUGAGGUGCACAUAGAGCACAUAGCGCUCAAGAGGAAUGACAACUGUGAGCAGGAUGCCAGCAGUUGUGCUAUGCUGGAUCAAUCCUGCAUCAAUGAGGAUGUGCAGAGCGAUUUGAUGAUAGUGCCGCUGCCACGCUUGGAAACAGUCGAUAGCGAUGGCUUGUUGACCAACAUAUUCUUGCCAUUCAAGCAGCGGCGCAUCUACAACCUACGCUCACCUAGCUCAGAGCACAUAUUGGUCAAGUUUUUCAAAACUGUAAGUGAAUGCUAUCGCUUUCAGGGUAUCAGCUCGAAAGUCUACAAUAUGAAGUUGCGCGCUUGGAUUAGAGAAGCCCUGGAGCUGCACUACAGAGACGAAAUGUUUUAUCCAGGCCUUGGCGGUGUUAUACAAAUCUAUGAAACUUUGGGAUCGCCACAAUGCACGCGUGUUACAGCAAUGCCAGCUGACGAGCAGCCUAAAGAGAACCUUUUAUGCGAGGACUAUCCACAAGGCGCUGAUGACAGCGACAACUUUAAGCCGGUCAAAGGCAACAAUAAAACGCAGCACAUGACAACAAAUAGCACCCAAGUAGAAAAUAAAUCUAAAGAAAGGCAGAAAUCAAAGAUAAAGUCCGGGAAGAAGAGCCGUUCCGCACAAGCAGAAGAUCCCCAAUCUCAACAGCAAUCUGAUGCUACAUCUACGCCCGACCAAAAACUACAAUUGAGUUCAAGCGGCGACCAGUGUAUUGAUUGCGAUGAUGACAACUAUGUCACCUAUAUAGCUGUUGGUUUAGCAUUGCUGUUGCUGCUAUUGCUCAUCAUUAUUUGUUGCUGUGUCUUUAGAAAUAGCAAACGACGUAGAUUACCGCCGCCACAAUCAGCUCCACCGCCCCCUCCAAAGGAGAAAGAGCCCCCUGCACCGGUUGAAGCUGAGGAAAAAACUGAUGUGGAGGCUGCGGCAAAAGAAGAUAGACACAAAAAGAGCUGUUGGGGCGCGCUGUUUGGUAAAAAGCAACAGUUUGUGGAAACUGAAAAGAGACGUCUGCUGUCCAGUCCGCACCUGAGUCCAGGCAUGAGCUUAGUUAGCAGUAGACGGGAGCGACUUAGUUACAAAGAUAGGGAAAAGCUGAUGCCCCAAGCCAGGCAACAAGGUGGUGCUUCAAGCUACGAUUUCGACGACGAUUCAAUGACAUCUACGUCUUCACUGGGCUGCCAGUUUCAUCGCAAGCUCAUUCCUUUGAAAGCGAGUAAAGAAAAGCGCAAUGUUUAUUAUGCUAAAGCGGAGAGUCGGAAGAUUGCUCCUGUAGAGCACAAGCGCUCCUUGCAAAAAGCAAAGUCCAGCAUAGUAAAAGACAAAGUGAAUGAAUCAUUGGAGCUAAAAACAAGCAAGACUACAGACUUAAUGUUGCAUAGAAAAAGUACGCCCGUGUUGCACAAAAGGACUGAGGGCGGCAUGGCUAACAGCCGACUACACAGUGGGCCAAAACCUUCAAAUAGCGAAAGCAGCCUAAGUGAGGAGACUAAUGAGAGAAGCUUGUACAAGAAGCAGCCAAAUAGGCGAACUGAACGUAACCUAAUCGAAGAGAAUUUCAAGGACAGGCAGGAGCAUAUAUUAGCAGAGCACAGCAACACAAGCGCAUAUUCAAUGACGGGUUUUAAAGAAAAUAACAAUGCGAGGGAUGCAAGCGAAUUGGCAGACAACUCAACCAAGAGUGUUGUAACUAAAUUGCAAGAUUCAGUUUCUACUGAGCAAAUAAUAGAGCCGCUUGUAAGGCAUGCAACUAGCUGGGAGACAACUUACGAUGAAGAUGACGACGAUGAUGAAAUAGAUAAUGAGAGCUAAAGCUGAAUAUAUCUAAUGCUGUAAUGCUUGAUUUUUGUGCGAGUGUUUGCGAGUGUGCUUUUGUUUUCCUAUGUUUAUAAAUAAGUUUUAUUUUUCUAAUAAAGUUCAUUGUACAAGAGUC
Drosophila busckii is the source of this 2697-nucleotide messenger RNA. RefSeq lists its product as uncharacterized. The record is from RefSeq and is a predicted model, not a curated record. The transcript is spliced from 5 exons. The coding region runs from base 21 to 2576 and encodes 851 amino acids. NCBI's taxonomy places the organism in Eukaryota, Metazoa, Arthropoda, Insecta, Diptera, Drosophilidae.